Molecule: messenger RNA, 1476 nt
Organism: Enhydra lutris kenyoni (northern sea otter)
Lineage: Eukaryota; Metazoa; Chordata; Mammalia; Carnivora; Mustelidae
Product: glutamate receptor ionotropic, NMDA 1-like
Exons: 10
Coding region: 1-1476 (491 amino acids)
Source: RefSeq, a predicted model, not a curated record
AUGAGCACCAUGCGUCUGCUGACACUCGCCCUGCUUUUCUCCUGCUCCUUCGCCCGCGCCGCCUGCGACCCCAAGAUCGUCAACAUUGGAGCUGUGCUGAGCACGCGGAAGCACGAGCAGAUGUUCCGUGAGGCCGUGAACCAGGCCAACAAGCGGCAUGGCUCCUGGAAGAUCCAACUCAAUGCCACCUCUGUCACCCACAAGCCCAACGCCAUCCAGAUGGCCCUGUCGGUGUGCGAGGACCUCAUCUCCAGCCAGGUCUACGCCAUCCUAGUUAGCCACCCACCUACCCCCAACGACCACUUCACUCCCACCCCCGUCUCCUACACAGCCGGCUUCUACCGCAUCCCCGUCCUGGGGCUGACCACCCGUAUGUCCAUCUACUCAGACAAGAGCAUCCACCUGAGCUUUCUCCGCACCGUGCCGCCCUACUCCCACCAGUCCAGCGUGUGGUUCGAGAUGAUGCGCGUGUACAGCUGGAACCACGUCAUCCUCCUGGUCAGCGACGACCACGAGGGCAGGGCCGCGCAGAAGCGCCUGGAGACGCUGCUGGAGGAGCGCGAGUCCAAGAGUAAAAAAAGGAACUAUGAAAACCUCGACCAACUGUCCUAUGACAACAAGCGCGGACCCAAGGCAGAGAAGGUGCUGCAGUUCGACCCGGGGACCAAGAACGUGACGGCCCUGCUGAUGGAGGCACGGGAGCUGGAGGCCCGGGUCAUCAUCCUCUCCGCCAGCGAGGACGAUGCUGCCACCGUGUACCGCGCAGCCGCGAUGCUGAACAUGACAGGCUCGGGGUACGUGUGGCUGGUGGGGGAGCGCGAGAUCUCAGGGAACGCUCUGCGCUACGCCCCGGACGGCAUCAUCGGACUGCAGCUCAUCAAUGGCAAGAACGAGUCCGCGCACAUUAGCGACGCCGUGGGCGUGGUGGCCCAGGCAGUGCACGACCUGCUGGAGAAGGAGAACAUCACCGACCCGCCCCGCGGCUGCGUGGGCAACACCAACAUCUGGAAGACCGGGCCGCUCUUCAAGAGCAGUACCACCAUGGACAAGAACCUCAUGGCCCAUCCGCCUCCUCGUUCCGUGGCUGUCACCGACCCAUGGGCGCACACUCUGGCGCGGGAGGCGCCCCUCCGUAUUGGGAAGCGGGGGCGGCGGGAGGAGCAGGAGACGCCGGCCCCGCUCGCGGCUCCGCAGCUGCCGCGGUCGCCGCAGCGCCGGGACCAGGACCAGGACCAGCGAAGCCCGCGGAGGAGCCGCGGCUGCGGCGUCUUCUCCGCGCCGGGCGCCUGGAGCAGCGCCGGGACCCGCUUCAGCACCGCGGACAGCGCCAGCCGCUCCGCCCAACCCCGGGGCACUACGGCUCCGCGGGAAGACGUGGCGUCGUCCCCAGCCCGCGGGACCGGGCGCGCGCAGGACGGCCGGGACACCCCGCUGGGGAUGCACACAGGGCCCCGUGUUCGCGCUGCCCAGAGCUAG